GCUGUAGGCAGAGGUGGCCCAGUACUGAGAGCAGGGGAAAGGUGCUGGGCCCGGGGCCCAUGCAAGCUGGGCCAGGCAGGCAGGCACGUGACCCUCUAGGGCCCUCCCCCAGCAGGCUGGCUGCCUGCCUCUGCAGGCCAGGCCUGCGCCUGCCCCAGACCCUAUAAGGCCUGGGAGCUGAAAGCAGAGCCAGCUGCCAGCUGCGCCGCCAGUCACUCCAAAGGACCCUCUCGCAGUCCAGCUGCUUAGAGUAUUAACAUGUCUGCUCAAGAGGAAGGAGGCCGGAAGCCCCACAAACCCAAGGGCAAGACCCUGAGCAACUUCUUGGGGUUCCUGCCUGGCUUCAGUUCUGCCCGGAACCUGGUGGCCAACGCUCACAGCUCAGCAGGAGAGGCCCAGCCAGUAGCUGAUUCCACAGGUACUCCUACCCCCGAUGCCGCCCAUCCCCAGGCCCAGGCUACCGACCCGAAGCAGAUGGCCAGAGAGGUGGAAAAGCUGCCGUCGCCUUCAGACAAGAUGAUCUCUGGGGUGAAGGACCAGGUGUGCUCCACGAUGACCAAAACGAAAGAUGCCAUCUCCUCCGGAGUGGCCAACGUGACAGACUCAGCUAAAGGGGCUGUACAGGGGGGCCUGGACACCACCAAGACAGUCCUGACUGGCACCAAAGACACAGUGUCCGCUGGCCUCACUGGGGCAAUGGGAAUGGCCAAGGGUGCUGUUCAGACGGGUGUGGACACCUCUAAGACCAUCCUGACCGGCACCAAAGACACAGUGUCCACUGGACUCACCGGGGCAGUGGGUGUGGCCAAAGGUGUCGUCCAAACUGGCAUGGACACCACCAAAACAGUCCUGACUGGCACCAAAAACACAGUGUCUGCUGGCCUCACCGGGGCAAUGGGUAUGACUAAGGGUGCUGUCCAGACCGGUGUGGAUACCACCAAGACGGUCCUCACUGGCACCAAAGACACUGUGUCCACUGGCCUCACGGGGGCAAUGGACGUAGCCAAGGGUGCCGUCCAAACUGGCAUGGACACCUCCAAGACCAUCCUAACUGGCACCAAAAACACAGUGUCCACUGGCCUCACGGGGGCAAUGGACGUAGCCAAAGGUGCCGUGCAAACUGGCAUGGACACCACCAAGACUGUUCUCACUGGCACCAAAGACACUGUGUCCACUGGCCUCACCGGGGCAAUGGGCAUGGCCAAGGGUGCUGUUCAGACCGGUGUGGACACCACCAAGACAGUCCUCACUGGCACCAAAGACACUGUGUCCACUGGACUCACCGGUGCAGUAGGUGUGGCCAAGAGUGCCGUCCAGACGGGUGUGGACACCUCCAAGACCAUCCUGACUGGCACCAUAGACACAGUGUCCGCUGGCGUCACCGGGGCUGUGGGUGAAGCCAAGAGUGCUGUCCAGACGGGUGUGGACACCGCCAAGACCAUCCUGACUGGCACCAUAGACACAGUGUCCGCUGGCGUCACCGGGGCUGUGGGUGAAGCCAAGAGUGCUGUCCAGACGGGUGUGGACACCGCCAAGACCAUCCUGACUGGCACCAUAGACACAGUGUCCGCUGGCGUCACCGGGGCUGUGGGUGAAGCCAAGAGUGCUGUCCAGACGGGUGUGGACACCGCCAAGACCAUCCUGACUGGCACCAUAGACACAGUGUCCGCUGGCGUCACCGGGGCUGUGGGUGAAGCCAAGAGUGCUGUCCAGACGGGUGUGGACACCGCCAAGACCAUCCUGACUGGCACCAUAGACACAGUGUCCGCUGGCGUCACCGGGGCUGUGGGUGAAGCCAAGAGUGCUGUCCAGACGGGUGUGGACACCGCCAAGACCAUCCUGACUGGCACCAUAGACACAGUGUCCGCUGGCGUCACCGGGGCUGUGGGUGAAGCCAAGAGUGCUGUCCAGACGGGUGUGGACACCGCCAAGACCAUCCUGACUGGCACCAUAGACACAGUGUCCGCUGGCGUCACCGGGGCUGUGGGUGAAGCCAAGAGUGCUGUCCAGACGGGUGUGGACACCGCCAAGACCAUCCUGACUGGCACCAUAGACACAGUGUCCGCUGGCGUCACCGGGGCUGUGGGUGAAGCCAAGAGUGCUGUCCAGACGGGUGUGGACACCGCCAAGACCAUCCUGACUGGCACCAUAGACACAGUGUCCGCUGGCGUCACCGGGGCUGUGGGUGAAGCCAAGAGUGCUGUCCAGACGGGUGUGGACACCGCCAAGACCAUCCUGACUGGCACCAUAGACACAGUGUCCGCUGGCGUCACCGGGGCUGUGGGUGAAGCCAAGAGUGCUGUCCAGACGGGUGUGGACACCGCCAAGACCAUCCUGACUGGCACCAUAGACACAGUGUCCGCUGGCGUCACCGGGGCUGUGGGUGAAGCCAAGAGUGCUGUCCAGACGGGUGUGGACACCGCCAAGACCAUCCUGACUGGCACCAUAGACACAGUGUCCGCUGGCGUCACCGGGGCUGUGGGUGAAGCCAAGAGUGCUGUCCAGACGGGUGUGGACACCGCCAAGACCAUCCUGACUGGCACCAUAGACACAGUGUCCGCUGGCGUCACCGGGGCUGUGGGUGAAGCCAAGAGUGCUGUCCAGACGGGUGUGGACACCGCCAAGACCAUCCUGACUGGCACCAUAGACACAGUGUCCGCUGGCGUCACCGGGGCUGUGGGUGAAGCCAAGAGUGCUGUCCAGACGGGUGUGGACACCGCCAAGACCAUCCUGACUGGCACCAUAGACACAGUGUCCGCUGGCGUCACCGGGGCUGUGGGUGAAGCCAAGAGUGCUGUCCAGACGGGUGUGGACACCGCCAAGACCAUCCUGACUGGCACCAUAGACACAGUGUCCGCUGGCGUCACCGGGGCUGUGGGUGAAGCCAAGAGUGCUGUCCAGACGGGUGUGGACACCGCCAAGACCAUCCUGACUGGCACCAUAGACACAGUGUCCGCUGGCGUCACCGGGGCUGUGGGUGAAGCCAAGAGUGCUGUCCAGACGGGUGUGGACACCGCCAAGACCAUCCUGACUGGCACCAUAGACACAGUGUCCGCUGGCGUCACCGGGGCUGUGGGUGAAGCCAAGAGUGCUGUCCAGACGGGUGUGGACACCGCCAAGACCAUCCUGACUGGCACCAUAGACACAGUGUCCGCUGGCGUCACCGGGGCUGUGGGUGAAGCCAAGAGUGCUGUCCAGACGGGUGUGGACACCGCCAAGACCAUCCUGACUGGCACCAUAGACACAGUGUCCGCUGGCGUCACCGGGGCUGUGGGUGAAGCCAAGAGUGCUGUCCAGACGGGUGUGGACACCGCCAAGACCAUCCUGACUGGCACCAUAGACACAGUGUCCGCUGGCGUCACCGGGGCUGUGGGUGAAGCCAAGAGUGCUGUCCAGACGGGUGUGGACACCGCCAAGACCAUCCUGACUGGCACCAUAGACACAGUGUCCGCUGGCGUCACCGGGGCUGUGGGUGAAGCCAAGAGUGCUGUCCAGACGGGUGUGGACACCGCCAAGACCAUCCUGACUGGCACCAUAGACACAGUGUCCGCUGGCGUCACCGGGGCUGUGGGUGAAGCCAAGAGUGCUGUCCAGACGGGUGUGGACACCUCUAACACCAUCCUGACUGGCACCAAAAACACAGUGUCCGCUGGCCUCACCGGGGCUGUGGGUGUAGCCAAGAGUGCUGUCCAGACUGGCAUGGACACCUCCAAGACAGUCCUGACUGGCACCAAAGACACAGUGUCCACUGGCCUCACUGGGGCAAUAGGAAUGGCCAAGGGUGCCGUCCAAACUGGAAUGGACACCUCUAAGACCAUCCUGACUGGCACCAAAGACACAGUGUCCACUGGCCUCACCGGGGCAGUGGGUGUAGCCAAGAGUGCUGUCCAGACUGGCAUGGACACCUCCAAGACCAUCCUAACUGGCACCAAAAACACAGUGUCCACCGGACUCUCUGGUGCAAUGGACGUAGCCAAAGGUGCCGUGCAAACUGGCAUGGACACCACCAAGACGGUUCUCACUGGCACCAAAGACACUAUGUCCACGGGACUCACCGGUGCGGUAGGUGUGGCCAAGAGUGCUGUCCAGACGGGUGUGGACACCUCCAAGACCAUCCUGACUGGCACCAAAGACACCGUGCUCGCUGGCAUAACUGGAGCAAUGGGAAUGGCCAAGGGUGCCGUCCAAACUGGCAUGGACACCUCCAAGACAGUCCUGACUGGCACCAAAGACACAGUGUCUGCUGGCAUAACUGGAGCAAUGGGAAUGGCCAAGGGUGCCGUCCAAACUGGCAUGGACACCUCCAAGACAGUCCUGACUGGCACCAAAGACACAGUGUCCGCUGGCAUAACUGGAGCAAUGGGAAUGGCCAAGGGUGCCGUCCAAACUGGCAUGGACACCUCCAAGACAGUCCUGACUGGCACCAAAGACACAGUGUCUGCUGGCAUAACUGGAGCAAUGGGAAUGGCCAAGGGUGCCGUCCAAACUGGCAUGGACACCUCCAAGACAGUCCUGACUGGCACCAAAGACACAGUGUCUGCUGGCAUAACUGGAGCAAUGGGAAUGGCCAAGGGUGCCGUCCAAACUGGCAUGGACACCUCCAAGACAGUCCUGACUGGCACCAAAGACACAGUGUCUGCUGGCAUAACUGGAGCAAUGGGAAUGGCCAAGGGUGCCGUCCAAACUGGCAUGGACACCUCCAAGACAGUCCUGACUGGCACCAAAGACACAGUGUCUGCUGGCAUAACUGGAGCAAUGGGAAUGGCCAAGGGUGCCGUCCAAACUGGCAUGGACACCUCCAAGACAGUCCUGACUGGCACCAAAGACACAGUGUCUGCUGGCAUAACUGGAGCAAUGGGAAUGGCCAAGGGUGCCGUCCAAACUGGCAUGGACACCUCCAAGACAGUCCUGACUGGCACCAAAGACACAGUGUCUGCUGGCAUAACUGGAGCAAUGGGAAUGGCCAAGGGUGCCGUCCAAACUGGCAUGGACACCUCCAAGACAGUCCUGACUGGCACCAAAGACACAGUGUCUGCUGGCAUAACUGGAGCAAUGGGAAUGGCCAAGGGUGCCGUCCAAACUGGCAUGGACACCUCCAAGACAGUCCUGACUGGCACCAAAGACACAGUGUCUGCUGGCAUAACUGGAGCAAUGGGAAUGGCCAAGGGUGCCGUCCAAACUGGCAUGGACACCUCCAAGACAGUCCUGACUGGCACCAAAGACACAGUGUCUGCUGGCAUAACUGGAGCAAUGGGAAUGGCCAAGGGUGCCGUCCAAACUGGCAUGGACACCUCCAAGACAGUCCUGACUGGCACCAAAGACACAGUGUCUGCUGGCAUAACUGGAGCAAUGGGAAUGGCCAAGGGUGCCGUCCAAACUGGCAUGGACACCUCCAAGACAGUCCUGACUGGCACCAAAGACACAGUGUCUGCUGGCAUAACUGGAGCAAUGGGAAUGGCCAAGGGUGCCGUCCAAACUGGCAUGGACACCUCCAAGACAGUCCUGACUGGCACCAAAGACACAGUGUCUGCUGGCAUAACUGGAGCAAUGGGAAUGGCCAAGGGUGCCGUCCAAACUGGCAUGGACACCUCCAAGACAGUCCUGACUGGCACCAAAGACACAGUGUCUGCUGGCAUAACUGGAGCAAUGGGAAUGGCCAAGGGUGCCGUCCAAACUGGCAUGGACACCUCCAAGACAGUCCUGACUGGCACCAAAAACACAGUGUCCGCUGGCCUUACCGGUGCAGUAGGUGUAGCAAAGAGUGCCAUACAGACCGGUGUGGACACCUCCAAGACGAUCCUGACUGGCACCAAAGACACAGUGUCUUCUGGCCUCACCGGGGCAAUGGGUGUAGCUAAGGGUGCCGCCCAAACUGGCAUAAAUACUUCAAAGACUGUUCUUGAGGGAACCAAAGACACGGUGUCCACUGGACUCACUGGGGCAAUGGGUAUGGCCAAGUGUGCUGUCCAGACUAGUGUGGACACCUCCAAGAUCUUCUUGACUGGCACCAAAGACACAGUAUCCACUGGCCUCAAUGGGGCAAUGGGUUUCACCAAGGGCGCUGUCCAGAUUGGUCUGGGCACUAUACAGAAUUGGUUACCUGGUGCUGGGGAAAGCUCCUAUGGUGGACUCACCAAUGACCAGGAGAUUGACAAAUUUGGGCAACAAACUGUGCUGAACCCCCUGGAUGCUUCAUCCUGCAUGGUUUCCAGCCUCCCUGACACUCUCUGUGCCAGCCAUGUCCUUGCCACAGAAGCCAUUGCAAGUACCCAGAGCCGUGGUUCCACUGUGGCAGCAUUCACACAAGGAACCUCACUGGGCACAGAGGAUGCGGGGUGCAUGGCCACCAUGCACAGCCAUGAAGGUGUCAUGGGCUUCAUGACACUCCCAGAGGAACUGAGGAUCUUCCACCCCAUGAACGCUGAGGAGCAAGCUCAGUUGGUGGCUUCUGAGCCUGGGCCCAGGGUACCCGCAGCAGACCAGAGCAGUUACUUCGUGCGUCUUGGUGACCUGGCCCACGGCUUUCGCCAGCGGGCUUUCGAGCAUACCCUGAGCCAUCUGCAGCAUGGCCAGUUCCAGGCUAGGGCCACACUGGCCCAGCUUGAGGACUCCAUCAGGCUGAUUGAAAAGGCCAAGCAGACUCCAGAAGGACAGCCAUGGACAGAUAAAGCCGGUACCCAAGAGGUGUCAGACUUGGGGGCUCUGUCCAGGACGUGUGGACUCAUCCAGCAGCUCCACGUGGCUUACAGCACCCUAGCCUCCAGCCUCCAAGGUCUCCCAGCCGAGCUCCAGCAGCGGGUCAGGCAGGCGAGGCACAGCCUCUGUGAGCUGUAUGGUGUCGUCUCUUCUGCCAGCUCCAUUGCUGAGCUGCCAGCCGAGCGCCUGGCUCAGAGCCGUGAGAGUGUAGGCCAGGCCUGGCAAGGGCUGGAGAAGCUGCUGGAAAGCGUGCAGCAUAGCCCCCCGCUCAGCUGGCUGGUGGGGCCCUUUAACUUGCACCCUAGUGGGCAGCAACUGUAGGUCCUUCUCAGAGCCUCCCCAGCCCCAACUCCCUGAAGCUCUGGGACUGCCCCAUCUACCUUUCUUCCCAAGCAUGGCUGGCCUAGGAGCCCAGGGUUGCUAAGACCAUUGACAGAGGGCCUGCACUUGAAGAACCUGAGCAAGCACUCCAGUUACGAAAGAGAAGUGAAAUGUGCCUGAGUCUAGAAGAUUCUCCUAGCAGUCCCCACUAGGAGCCCCAUCAUCUUUGCAGGGGAUGGGGGUCUUCCACCCCAGUCUGGGCCAUCAGCUACCAGCUUAGCAGGUAGUCCUGCUCCUCUGUACUCACUUUGAAAGCACCUACCCCAGACCUAGCAAACACCUUGCAUCACAAUGUACCAGAAUGCCACCACCAUCCGGAGGCAGGCUCCCAACUGCCUUUGCUGAAUGUGGCCUAGAUAAAGGGCUUUGGGGGACUGCAUUGUUUAGAGGGGCUUUGGGGGGCUACAAAUCAAGUCCCUUCCUGCCUCUUCUGCUUGCCCACCUGCCCUGUCCUACGGGCCAAUCACAGGAUCACAGAGCUGAGGUUCUGGUCCCUGGGGCAUCUGAGCCCAGAGGCUGCCUAUGGCGGAAUGAAAGGGCUUCCCCACAGGGGCAGGGCCCCAGGGAGGAUGGGACAAAAGGUGCUGAGUGAUCCUUCAGGUCUUGGAACUUGCUCCAGGCUGGAGACAGGGCCUGCAAUGGUGGGAGCAUCCCUGCAACCCCAGGCCCUCCUGCCCCUGCCCCCAGAUGUGAAAACUCAGGAUGUUCAUCCAAGAAAUUCCCCCUCACUGGCCUAGGCCUCUCUCCAUCUGGGAGCUGGACAUCAGAACACCAGCAGCCCAAGCCGGGUCCAGCUUCCAUCUUCCCAGAACCUGCACCAUGCCGAGAGCA
Molecule: messenger RNA, 7908 nt
Organism: Myotis davidii
Lineage: Eukaryota; Metazoa; Chordata; Mammalia; Chiroptera; Vespertilionidae
Gene: PLIN4
Product: perilipin 4
Exons: 9
Coding region: 259-7017 (2252 amino acids)
Biological process (GO): lipoprotein metabolic process; lipid transport
Cellular component (GO): plasma membrane; extracellular region
Molecular function (GO): lipid binding
Source: RefSeq, a predicted model, not a curated record